UAAAGAAUAGAAGUAGAACAGAUUUAAAAGUCGUAAAAAAAGAACGCGGAGCUUUCAGAAAAACAUUGAACUUUGUGCGAGUAAUGUGUUUGUUGAACUACUUUGAUUAAUAAUGGAGACGUUUAUGAAUGCAGUUUGGGCGGCUGUAUUGAGUCUUUCUUUGGUACUCCUGCUGGUUUCGGUCGUAGCUGCAACCGCGGCACUUAUUUAUUAUUAUGUUUAUCAGGACGAUGAGGGGGAAACGACAGAGAACACCACCGGUCCCGUAGUGUUUGCUGAAAACAGUAACAGCAACGUUUCAGCUGAUCAGAACACACCUCAGAGUCCCGCUGGAUUAUCUACACACCAGUCAGGCACCAGCAGCAGCCAUGAGAGCCCAGACAGUGCAUGUGCUACAUGUGAGACUGAGGAGACUGAUAUGGACAGAGGUGAGGCUGAGCAGGAGGCAAUGGGGUUCUUCAUCCCUGGGCCCAUGCUGUGCUGUGAAGCUGAGGAAGAUAAGGUUCCUCACUCUCUAGAGACACUGUACCAGACUGCGCAGUGCAACAGCACCUCGGACUGCCUGCUGUUAGCAGCCCAUGUGUUACUGCUGGAGACCGGCUUCCUGCCACAGGGUUGUGAUGUCAGAGCCGGAGAAAUGCCCAGCGGCUGGAAGGCAACAGAGGGCCUCUGCAGGCUGCGGUACUUUCACCCGUUUUGUGAUUACAGCCCAGUUCAGAUGGUCGGUGUGCUGAAGGGCCGAACACUUGUCAUAAAAGCCACUAUGACGACAACCGGUGCAGUAGAGUUUUCACAGAUACUGGCACUGAAUCCUGACGAUUACGUGACUAAGCAGUGGGCAGGUGGAAAUGCUGGACUGGUCUACAGAGAUAUGCAGAAACUGUCUCAUGUUUUUAAGGACCAGUUGGUUUACCCACUCAUUGCAAGAGCUAGAGAAGCACUGGGUCUGCCUGCACUGUUUGGUCUGACUGUGCUGCCCUCUGAGCUGCUUUUAAGUAUAAUGCAGCUGCUGGAUGUUCCCUCGAUCCUAAGGCUGUCUGAAGUAUGCAGACACCUGCACUCGGUUUCUCAAGAUGCCUUACUCUGGAAACACUUUGUGAACCGUGACUUCAGAGGUGGAGUUAGGCGCAGAUACAAAGACUGGAACAAGCUUUACAAAAAGAAGUAUAAGCAAAGGAAGGCACUGGAAGAAUACAGAGUGUAUUGUAGCAUUUUUCCAAUUCUAAAUUUCCAACCCCCAGUCCUAUACCGUUUUUCUGAGGCUGGGAGGACAUUAUUUCUGGAACAUUACAGAAUAAACUAAAUAUAUUACAAAAA
Molecule: messenger RNA, 1317 nt
Organism: Tachysurus fulvidraco (yellow catfish)
Lineage: Eukaryota; Metazoa; Chordata; Actinopteri; Siluriformes; Bagridae
Product: F-box only protein 7-like
Exons: 9
Coding region: 113-1303 (396 amino acids)
Biological process (GO): autophagy of mitochondrion; positive regulation of autophagy of mitochondrion
Molecular function (GO): protein kinase binding
Source: RefSeq, a predicted model, not a curated record